Molecule: messenger RNA, 975 nt
Organism: Saimiri boliviensis boliviensis (Bolivian squirrel monkey)
Lineage: Eukaryota; Metazoa; Chordata; Mammalia; Primates; Cebidae
Product: olfactory receptor 7G2
Biological process (GO): G protein-coupled receptor signaling pathway
Cellular component (GO): membrane
Molecular function (GO): olfactory receptor activity; G protein-coupled receptor activity
Source: RefSeq, a predicted model, not a curated record
AUGGAAGCUAGAAACCAAACAUCUGUUUCAGAAUUCCUUCUCCUGGGACUAACAGAGGAUCCAGAACUGCAGCCCGUCCUCUUCAGCCUGUUCCUGUCCAGGUACCUAGUCACCAUCCUGGGGAACCUGCUCAUCCUCCUGGCUGUCAUCUCUGACUCCCAUCUCCACACCCCCAUGUACUUCUUCCUUUCCAAUCUCUCCUUUUCUGACAUUUGUUUAAGCACAACCACCAUCCCAAAGAUGCUGGUGAACAUCCAAGCUCAGAAUCAGAGUAUCACUUACACAGGCUGCCUCACCCAGAUCUGCUUUGUCCUGCUUUUUGCUGGCUUGGAAAACUGUCUUCUUGCAGCAAUGGCCUACGACCGCUAUGUGGCCAUUUGUCACCCCCUUAGAUACAUGGUCAUCAUGAACCCCUGCCUCUGCAGCCUGCUGAUUCUUCUCUCUCCGUUGACUAGCGUUGUGAAUGCCCUUCUUCUCAGCCUGAUGGUGUUGAGGCUGUCCUUCUGCACAGAUCUGGAAAUCCCGCUCUUCUUCUGUGAACUGGCUCAGGUCAUCCAGCUUGCUUGUUCUGACACCCUCAUCAAUAACAUCCUGAUAUAUUUUGCAGCUUGCAUAUUUGGUGGUGUUCCUCUGUCUGGAAUCAUAUUCUCUUAUGCUCAGAUUGCCUCCUCUAUUUUGAGAAUGCCAUCAGCACGCAGAAAGUAUAAAGCCUUUUCCACCUGUGGGUCUCACCUCUCCAUGGUGCUCUUGUUCUAUAGGACAGGUUUGGGGGUGUACAUUAGUUCUGCAGUUACUGACUCACCUAGGAAGACUGCAGUGGCUUCAAUGAUGUAUUCUGUGGGUCCUCAAAUGGUGAACCCCUUUAUCUAUAGUCUGAGGAAUAAGGACAUGAAGGGAAUCUUGAGGAAGUUCAUGGGGAGGAUGCCUUCUCUUCUGUGGUGUGCCAUUUGCCUUGGAUUCAGGUUUCUAGAGUAA